AUGUUUUCGUUUUUGAAGUUUUUAAAUUCUAAACCGGAUGCUGAUAAGAACAAGGGGCCCAACAGCUUAAAUGGUAAAACAUUAAACCUAAACAGCCCACAUGCCAGGGCUCUUAAUGUUUUUAACAACAAGUCACCCAAAUCAAAUGGAGGUAGAACUUCAUUAAGAUCCAAUUGUAAAGAAACAGUAACUAGUCCGGGAUUUAGUUUUCGUAUAGCUCAAAAAGCUCGGGAAAUGAGAUCAACCACUCCAAACACUGACGUAUCAAAUUUAUCAACAUCCUAUACUCUAGAAAAUAGUUUGAAUGGUAGCAAUACAAUGAAUGGCAAUAAUACAUCAAGAGACGUAUAUGAUAAGAAGCGGAAAUUGAUGGAAACGUUAGAUAAUUUUGGAGGGAGAAAAAGAACUCGGCAAGAGAGCGGUGUUGAUGCAUUUGUUAAUCGACGUCGAAGAACCAUAAGUGAAUCUAAUGCUGUGCCUGAUCGCGUAAUAGUGAUGAAUGGACAUAAUCAUAGAUUUAAUCAACCUACCCCAACAGUAACAAAUUCUUCAAGUGUCAAUGUAGAAAACAAAAAAACUAAACGACAAGGAGAUUUUGGAGUAAACAUUUGUCAUCCACAGAAGAAACCCAGGACUCGGAAUAAUGAAAUAUUGAGCUCCUAUAGUUCUAGCAAGUUUUUAUUAACGCCUGGUCAAAAACGAUCUUAUCCAUCUGAUCAUGAAGAAGAAUCACCAGAUCGUAAGCAUUGUAAAAGCUGUACAUGCUGUGGUUCUACUGUUUUACUUCAAAAUGACCGGAAUAAUUCCAAUAAAAGUGACAAAACCACAGAAACUGACAUGUCUGAUGAUCUAGUAACAGUUGCAGCAAGUCGCAUAUUUAACAGAAGCGGUAAAACCCAGGUUGUUAAGAAAGUAUGUAUGAAAACUAUACUUGAUGAAGUAUUUGACGAUGCGGAUCUUAUACCAUAUACAAGUAUUGAAAAGCUUGAAGAAAAAAGGAAAAAAGCUCAAGAGCAAGUUAUUUCAAUUGAACAGCAUAAUAUUGAUAAGUCCAAUGUGAAAAAUGGCAACCAGUCUGUUGAUUCAGCUGCUUGUGUUCCAUCACCUAUAAUAUCCACAUUUAAUGUAGUACAACCAGCGGCUACUAAUACAUUAUCAACUACUUCACCUAGUGCUACAUUAAACACAACACCUUUAGUACAGUCUACAGUGCCACUAGCAUUUGGUCUUCAACCAUCAGAAAGUACACCAAAAAUUAUUGAAGGAAAUAAAAACAAUACUCCUUUACAAUUUAAUUUCGGUAGUCCAAUAGCUUCUGCAGUAAUAUCUGUUGAGGAAAAUCAUAAAAAGACUAAUGAAGUAGAUGGGAAAGUAAUUGUUGAUCAAACAUCAGAAUCUACAAAUAAUACAUUAGCAAUUAAGACACAAAAUAAUAGUGUAAAUAAUCCUAAUGAACAAAAAGAAUUCCAGUCUUUAGAAAAGAAUAAAAAUAUUAAUGAUAAUUUUCAAAUUGGAGGACAAAAUAGUUUUAAUAAUGAUAAUGAUAAACCUAAACCAUCAUAUCAGUUUACUGUUCCGGCAUCUAAAACAAUUGAAUCCGUUACGAAUUCAUCUACUGAUGUUAGUAAUUGUUCUAAAAUAAAUAAUAGCAAUUUGCAUGUACAAAUUGAUUCUGAAAAGUCAAUAGAUAAUUCAAAGAAAGAAGCAGAAAAAUCAUUAGUAUUUGGAACUAAAAUUGAUAACUUUUCUAAACAAGUACAACCGUCAUUUACAUUUGGAGCACCCAAAGCAGAUGAAAAACAAUCAACACCUGUAAUGCAGUUUGGAGUACUUAAAUCUGAUGAAAAACAAUCAACACCUGUUAUGCAAUUUGGAGUGCCUAAAAUUGAUGAUAAACAAUCAACACCUGUGAUGCAAUUUGGAAUAAAUAAAUCUGACGAAAAACAAUUAACACCUGUAAUGCAAUUUGGAGCGCCCAAAAUUGAUGAUAAACAAUCAACACCUGUAAUGCAAUUUGGUGCAACUAAAGUCAAUGAUAAACAAACAACACCUGUAAUGCAAUUUGGAGUGGCCAAAGUAAAUGAUAAACAAUCAACACCUAAAAUGCCGUUUGAAGCAACAAAAGGGUCAGAAAAUUCAACAUCUACUCAACCAUUAUUUGCAUUUGGUAAUAAUCAAAAAUCUGUAGAAAAUUCAAAACCAACAGAUUCUGUGAAAUUUCAAUUUGGCCCUUUGAAGUGUGAUAGUACACCUGUAACAGAAUCUACAAAUGCGGUUUUCGGGUCGAAUUUACAAAAUAAAAAUCUUUUUAGUUUUGGUAAAACAGAUAAUAUAACCUUGCCUACUGGUAAUCCUCCUAAGUAUGAUGAUACCACUGAAAAAUCAACACCUAAAUUACAAUUUGGUGCUUUGCCAACUCCGGUAUUUGGAGCAUCUACAACAGAUCAAUCAAAGUCUCAAUUUAAUACGUCUGUCAGUCAAUCGGCUAUCAACCAGGGUCCAAAAUUAGUUUUUGGUAGUCAAACAGCCGAAAACAAACCAACAACUUCUGGUAUGGUUUUUGCUAAUAAUACAACAAAUCCCAUGUUUCAAUUUAGCAAUACAGGAUCAAAACUUGGUGAUAAACCUUCUGAGACGCCAAGUGGCUCAUUUCCAUUCGCUUCUAACAAAACUACACCAGCUUUUGGAGCCACAGCUCCACAAGAUUUUAGAGAUAAACCAGCAUUUCAGUUUAAUACACAAAAAACAGAAGAACCAAAAACCCAGUUCUCAACUCCAAGUUUUGGAACUCAAAAUACAAGUGCUCCCUUCAAAUUCGGAGGAAACGAUAAACCUGCUUCUUUUGGAACUACUUUUCCUUCUUCUAAUCAACCAUUACAAUUUACAAAUAAUACUGAAAAAACAGCAGAACCGUUCAAAUUUGGAAGUUCAGUUCAAACGAGUAAUGCAUUUCAAUUUAGUGCCAAUAAGACUGAUAAUGGUCCAGUAAAAUUUGGCCAAGCUACCAGCACAUUUCCAACAUCAGGAUUUAGUGGUUUUGGCAAUUCAGCACCUCAACAAACCACCACAUUUGGUACUGUUCAAACACCGCAGCCAUCUCCAUUUGGCAACAUAACUUCCCCUACGGCUGCACCUACAUUUGGAAGUGUAGCAUCACCUCCAUCUAAUACAUUUGGAACAAAUCAAAGUUUUCAAUUUGGUAGUACAAACCCUGCGCCUACUAGUUCAUCUACAUUUGCCUUUGGCAGUAAUUCACAACCUACUAAACCAGAUGGGGCUUUUAGUUUUAAUGCUGCUUCUACAACUGCUUCGCCAUUCCAAUUUGGCCAAGUCCCAUCACCAUUGUCAACACCACAGUUUGGAGGAACACAACCAAAUCAAGGAUCAUUUGGUUUUGGAUCACCUCCAAUGACCGCAACUGUUAUGCCGGGAUCAAGUCAACCGUUAUUCUCCAUGGGAACAGCUCCUGCCGGUGAAAGACGUAAAGCUAAAGCAGUUAGAAGAAGACAAUAA
Macrosiphum euphorbiae (potato aphid) is the source of this 3513-nucleotide messenger RNA. NCBI's taxonomy places the organism in Eukaryota, Metazoa, Arthropoda, Insecta, Hemiptera, Aphididae. The record is from the annotation of a GenBank genome assembly.